GUCUUUUCUAGCUUCGUUCAAUCCGGGGUAAGGCCCCUACCCAGGCAGAAGGGCAACACGAUUUAUGUAUAGAGUCAGCGGCGUGUAGGAUAUAAAUACAAGAUCGUUGACGCCCGACGUUUAUCCCAUAUGGACCAACUCCUUUCUUUGCUUGACACAAACUUCAAUCUACGGCCAGUUCUACAUAUAACAACAUCAACCUCCUAUAAACUAACCCGCCUCCCAGCUCCUUACUUCCCAUAAGCCAUCAAAAUGCGGAUUUCACUACUUACACUCAUCCCCAUCCUCACGGCUCUAACUGCCGCAACACCAACCCCCGUCCAACAAGCCGACCCCUCCGCAACAUUCUACGCCGAGCUCUUCAGCACAGCAUCCGACUGCAGCGCAACCUCCGGCAUCAAAGCGUUCCUCUACAGCCGAGGCGCAUGCCAGAACAUCGCCGUGCCCGGCACUGGGUCCGCGCGCGUGCGGUAUAACGAGCAGCCUGAUACUCUUACCCUGACGGGCUGGACUGGGGCAAAUUGUACGGGUGAUGCGGUGGUUGUAGGUAGUGAGGUUGGUGUCUGUGUAUCGCUUGAUGGGAGGGAUGUUGUGAGUUGGUCAUAUUAG
Molecule: messenger RNA, 609 nt
Organism: Hypoxylon trugodes
Lineage: Eukaryota; Fungi; Ascomycota; Sordariomycetes; Xylariales; Hypoxylaceae
Exons: 1
Coding region: 253-609 (118 amino acids)
Source: RefSeq, a predicted model, not a curated record